Biomphalaria glabrata is the source of this 2880-nucleotide messenger RNA. RefSeq names its product GATA zinc finger domain-containing protein 14-like. Lineage: Eukaryota; Metazoa; Mollusca; Gastropoda; Planorbidae. The transcript is spliced from 2 exons. The record is from RefSeq and is a predicted model, not a curated record. The coding region runs from base 1 to 2880 and encodes 959 amino acids.
AUGUGGAGUACAUUAAGAGUGUUCAAGCAAAAUUUAAGGGGACAACAACCACAACACCAUACACAGAAGACAACAACCACAACACCAUACACAGGGGACAACAACCACAACACCAUACACAGGGGACAACAACCACAACACCAUACACAGAAGACAACAACCACAACACCAUACACAGGGGGACAACAACCACAACACCAUACACAAGGGACAACAACUACAACACCAUACACAGAAGACAACAACCACAACACCAUACACAGAAGACAACAACCACAACACCAUACACAGGGGACAACAACCACAACACCAUACACAGGGGACAACAACAACAACACCAUACACAGGGGGACAACAACCACAACACCAUACACAGGAGACAACAACCACAACACCAUACACGGGGACAACAACCACAACACCAUACACAGGGGACAACAACCACAACACCAUACACAGGGGACAACAACCACAACACCAUACACAGGGGGACAACAACCACAAAACCAUACACAGGGGACAACAACCACAACACCAUACACAGGGGGACAACAACCACAACACCAUACACAGGGGGACAACAACCACAACACCAUACACAGGGGACAACAACCACAAUACCAUACACAGGGGGACAACAACCACAAAACCAUACACAAGAGACAUCAACCACAACACCAUACACAGGGGGACAACAACCACAACACCAUACACAGGAGACAACAACCACAACACCAUACACGGGGACAACAACCACAACACCAUACACAGGGGACAACAACCACAACACCAUACACAGGGGACAACAACCACAACACCAUACACAGGCGGACAACAACCACAACACCAUACACAGGGGACAACAACCACAACACCAUACACAGGGGGACAACAACCACAACACCAUACACAGGGGGACAACAACCACAACACCAUACACAGGGGACAACAACCACAAUACCAUACACGGGGGACAACAACCACAAAACCAUACACAAGGGACAUCAACCACAACACCAUACACAGGGGACAACAACCACAACACCAUACACGGGGACAACAACCACAACACCAUACACAGGGGACAACAACCACAACACCAUACACAGGGGACAACAACCACAAUACCAUACACAGGGGGACAACAACCACAAAACCAUACACAAGGGACAUCAACCACAACACCAUACACAGGGGACAACAACCACAACACCAUACACGGGGACAACAACCACAACACCAUACACAGGGGACAACAACCACAACACCAUACACAGGGGACAACAACCACAACACCAUACACAGGAAGACAAUAACCACAACACCAUACACAGGGGACAAAAACCACAACACCAUACACAGGGGGACAACAACCACAACACCAUACACAGGGGACAACAACCACAACACCAUACACAGGGGGACAACAACCAAAACACCAUACACAGGGGGACAACAACCACAACACCAUACACAGGGGACAACAACCACAACACCAUACACAGGGGGACAACAAUCACAACAACAUACACAGGGGACAACAAUCACAACACUAUACACAGUGGGACAACAACCACAACACCAUACAUAGGGGACAACAACAACAACACCAUACACAGGGGACAACAACCACAAUACCAUACACAGGGGGACAACAACCACAACACCAUACACAGGGGGACAACAACCACAACACCAUACACAGGGGGACAACAACCACAACACCAUACACAGAAGACAACAACCACAACACCAUACACAGGGGGACAACAACCACAACACCAUACACAGGGGACAACAACCACAAUACCAUACACAGGGGGACAACAACCACAAAACCAUACACAGGGGGACAACAACCAAAACACCAUACACAGGGGGACAACAACCACAACACCAUACACAGGGGACAACAACCACAAUACCAUACACAGGGGGACAACAACCACAAAACCAUACACAAGGGACAUCAACCACAACACCAUACACAGGGGACAACAACCACAACACCAUACACAGGGGACAACAACCACAACACCAUACACAGGGGACAACAACCACAACACCAUACACAGGGGACAACAACCACAACACCAUACACAGGGGACAACAACCACAACACCAUACACAGGGGACAACAACCACAACACCAUACACAGAGGGACAACAACCACAACACCAUACACAGGGGAUAACAACCACAACACCAUAAAUAGAAAGACAACAACCACAACACCAUACACAGGGGGACAACAACCACAACACCAUAUACGGGGACAACAACCACAACACCAUACACAGGGGACAACAACCACAACACCAUACACAGGGGGACAACAACCACAACACCAUACACAGAGGACAACAACCACAACACCAUACACAGAGGACAACAACCACAACACCAUACACAGAGGGACAACAACCACAACACCAUACACAGAGGGACAACAACCACAACACCAUACACAGGGGACAACAACCACAACACCAUACAUAGGGGACAACAACCACAACACCAUACACAGGGGACAACAACCACAACACCAUACACGGGGACAACAACCACAACACCAUACACAGGGGACAACAACCACAACACCAUACACAGGGGACAACAACCACAACACCAUACACAGGGGACAACAACAACCACAACACCAUACACAGGGGACAACAACAACCACAACACCAUACACAGAGGGACAACAACCACAACACCAUACACAGGGGACAACAACCACAACACCAUACACAGGGGACAACAACCACAACACCAUACACGGGGACAACAACCACAACACCAUACAUAGGGGAGACGCUUUACGUCUCAGCAACCCUAGAGUCCAGUAUCCAUCUUCAACCUGGCUCAGCUACUAG